AUGACGGGGCGGUACACGGUGCUGCACCUCCCGUGCCGCGCCGACGUGACCGGCGGCUUCACGUCGCUGCAGGUGUUCACGCUGCGGGUGGGGGACGAGGACGACCCCUCGCGGGCGUGGGCGUGGCGCGACGUCCCCGUCUCUUUCCCCGGCGGGGCGACCGCGACGUGCAGCGUCGACGCCGGCCUCGUCACCGUCGACGGCGCCACGUACUGGGUCAGAAAGGACGCCGGGAGGGUCGCGCUCGCCGCGCCGCUGCAGGUGGUCCGCGGGCCUGGCAGUGGCUACGUCCUCCGCCUGGCGGAGGUCCGCGGGAGGCUGGGGCUCGCCGUCCGCGCCGACAGACGGGGCCCGUCGAAGACCGAGGUCUCGGUUCUAGGCCGGCAGGGGUGGAGCCGGCAGUAUAGCGUGCUGGUGCAGGCAGCGGAGGUGUGGCAGCGGCUCGCCGCCCGCACUUCGCGCACGGCGGCUACGUGCUCACCGAUGCGCGACAGCGGCGAGGUGAGGUCCAUGCGGAUCAGGGAGCAGGGAACGGUGGCGGCCUACUGCAAGGACGGUUACCACCUUCGGGCCUUCGCUUACGUCGAGACCACGGAGCCGCUGCUGAGUGUCUUCAAAACGACGGCUACCAAGCUGUCUUCUUGA
This is a messenger RNA of Miscanthus lutarioriparius, 645 nucleotides long. The record is from the annotation of a GenBank genome assembly. NCBI's taxonomy places the organism in Eukaryota, Viridiplantae, Streptophyta, Magnoliopsida, Poales, Poaceae.